AGAAGAGGCUGAGUUUAGGGAAAGUAUCGUCGUUUAUGCUUGUCAAUCAGCAACAGCAAGGAGCCGUGGGGAGUGAAACUGGAGGGAAGGUCGACGAUCGGGACGGAUUUCUAGUUCAAAAAGCACUACAGUGCCAAUGCGACCAUAAUGUUUUGGAAAAAUAAGGAAAAACUGUAUAUAUUUUCAAGGAAACUGUUUUGGUUUACUUUGAAAUAAAGUAAAAAUCAAAGCUUUCACUACGCCGAACUUGGCGAGUAGCUAUCACUCGCUGCCUCGUUGCAUUUCAGCUUGGGGGAAAAAACCCGAAACAGCGGAUGAUUUACUCCGACAAAGUGUGUAAACUAAAAGGGGGCUCAACUACAGACGGAUAUUGCUGUGUUUAGACACACUGUGUUUGAUAUAUCAGAGGAGAGGACUUCAUCCAGAAGAGUUUGAAGAGCCGUGUAGCUCUGCUGGAAACCAGGAGAGACGGUUGAAACACGAAACCCAAAGCGCGUAUUUUCCUGGAAGGUUAGAAGAAAAUGAGCGGAGGAGAAGUGGUGUGUUCGGGGUGGCUCAGAAAGUCUCCCCCUGAAAAAAAGUUACGGCGUUAUGCAUGGAAGAAGCGAUGGUUUGUUCUGCGCAGUGGGAGGCUGUCAGGAGACCCAGAUGUGCUGGAGUAUUACAAGAAUGACCAUGCCAAGAAGCCCAUCCGCGUGAUCGAUCUAAACCUGUGCGAGCAGGUGGACGCCGGUCUCACAUUCAACAAGAAGGACCUGGAGCACAGCUUCAUCUUUGACAUCAAGACUAUCGACCGGAUCUUUUACCUGGUGGCAGACACUGAAGAGGAAAUGAACAAGUGGGUGCGCUGCAUCUGUGAUAUCUGUGGCUUCAACCCCACCGAUUCGGAAGACUCUGCAAAGAUCUCUCACCAAGUAAAUGUGCCAGGCGGUAUGGUGGUGGAUAUGGCUCCUAGUGGAAGGCCAGGAGGAGCCUUAAGGGCUUCUUCACUGGCCAACUUGCCUCCUCCCUACCAGCCUGUCAGCAUCAGACCCUUGGGGUCCUCCUCCAGUCUGGAUGAGCCUCAGGACUACCUUUGGCUGCUCAACUGUGAGAGCAAGAAACCAGAGCCUAACAGUCCAGUGGCUCCUCUUGCUCUAGGAGAGGAGCAGGAAUACCUGCUUUUGGAGGAGUGUGAGAGCAGGAGCGCUCCUCCUGACUGUCAUUUCACAGAUUACGGAUCUCAAGACUGCUAUGAUAUACCCCGUCCCUUCCCCCCAGAUAAAAGUUGCUCAUUUGAUUUUAACGAAAGCUUCAACAACUAUUUUAAGAAUAAAGGCAUGGUGCCAGUAGGAGGUGUUUCCACUGAGGAGAUGGAUGAGAACUAUGUGCCCAUGAGCGUCCACUCUUCCGCACAUCAGCGCUCCAGCAGCCUAUCAGAACCCAUCCAGGAGCCCAACUAUGUGCCCAUGACACCGGGCACAGUGGAGUUCUCCUCCCUCGGAAAACAGGUGCCUCCUCCAGCUCACAUGGGCUUCCGCUCCAGCCCCAAGACCCCACCACGUAGACCGGUGCACAUGCCCGAAUGCCAACCCCCACCCGUAGACCGCAACCUCAAACCUGACCGUAAAGGUGAGCCCUGAGAUUUGUUUCUUUUGUGGUGUAUGUGUGUGUGAU
This is a messenger RNA of Sinocyclocheilus grahami, 1656 nucleotides long. Its product is annotated as GRB2-associated-binding protein 1-like. Gene Ontology annotation, biological process: signal transduction. Gene Ontology annotation, cellular component: cytoplasm. Bases 522 to 1622 code for a protein of 366 amino acids. The transcript has 7 exons. The record is from RefSeq and is a predicted model, not a curated record. Gene Ontology annotation, molecular function: signaling adaptor activity. Lineage: Eukaryota; Metazoa; Chordata; Actinopteri; Cypriniformes; Cyprinidae.